AUGGUUUCCGGAAAGCCGACGCUAUCUCAAAUAGCUAAGUUCACAUCUUUUGAUGAGAUCCAAAUCGCCAUGGCCCAUAUUUUCGCAGAUGCGCAAAUGACUUUAUCUGGACAUAGGAAAUUGGUGAUGCUCAUGAGAAAAACACAGAUCAAAGCAGUAGCAAUCGGGCUCGAAGACAUGUUUAAUCUUCAAUUCACGAAACUAGUAUCCAAAAUUCUCAAUCAAAAGAAAGGCGUGAGCUCUGCAGAUCGUACAGCAAAGUUCUGCUCGAACUUUGUCGCUACCUUGGCCAAAGAAGAAUCAGAGAAUCCAACCCCGCGUCAUCAAACCAAGAGUGCUGCUGAUUAUCUGCUCGAGGAGAGUAUUUCGUCUGAUUUCAUAGACAAUUUGAUCAGACACCUUUUACGUGGAAUAGAGUCUAGGUUGAGGGAAGUAAGAUACCGGGUUGUUCAGCUUCUCGCGUACUUAGUGAACUAUAUCACUGAAAUCGAUGAACAACUUUUUGUGGCACUCCAUUUCUCUCUCAAUCGUCGAUUGCAUGACAAGGAGUCUAUCGUGCGUAUCCAGGCCAUAGUUGCAAUAUCACGGUUCCAAAAUUUCGAUGAAAUUGAGGAAAAACAAAUAACGAAAGCUUCCGAUUCGCUCAUUGACGCGUUGAAUCACGAUGACUCCCCGGAGGUGAGGAGGGCUGCACUUUUAAACAUCGUUAAAACACCAACUACAACACCAGAGUUAUUCAAAAGAGCACGAGAUGUAAACGCUAUCAAUCGAAGGUUGGUAUUUUCUAGAAUUGCCAAGGAAAUGCCUUCUCUCCUGGAAUUGGAUUCUAAUCUUAGAGAUGAAAUUUUAAAGUGGGGCCUAAACGACCGCGAUGAGAGUGUUAAGCAGGCAGCUAUAUCAAUGUUGUCCAAACACUGGCUUGGUCAAUAUCAUGAUGACAUAUUAGAGUUUUUGGAAUCUAUGCACGUGGUUGAAAGUGAAGUUGCACACACGAUACUCGAACUAUUAUUUGAGCAUCGACCUGAUAAAUUUGACGAAGUUGAAAUUCCCUCCGAAAUUUGGAAAGAGCUAACUGCGGAGAAGGCGUUUUUUGUGCGAUACUUCUUCGACUUCUGUCAUCGUAAGAAAAUGUAUGAUAGAAUCGAGAAGUAUUUGCCUGAGUUGAUGAGACUUGCAUUUUUGGUUGAGCAAUAUUUCAAAUUGAGACAGUCGUUGCUUGAUGCAAACCUGGACCUCUCGAAGGAAUACUCGGAUCACGCUUUGAAGAAGGAUAAGUACAAUCGCUUAAUCAGCCGGGGUAUUGGAGAAAUCCGCGAUUGCAUGCGACAUCAUACCGAGUCGAUAGAUCAAAUUGAGUUGCAGUUGCAAGAUAUAAAAAGAGCACAAAGUCACCGCGUAAAUGAGCGAGACAAAUUCAUCGAGAACAGUUUUGAACUUGAGGAGAAAUAUCUUCCGUUGGGGGAGCAGUUAAGAGAUUUAAAUUUUGUGAUUGAACAAUUGUUGUCAAUUAUCAAGUCGAGUGAUUCUGCUGAUGUUGCAGGCAUGAGGAGACUCAUGCCUAUCAUCACAAAUGCCAUGACUGCUGCUGACUUGAAUGAUCGGAAUCUCAAACUCUGUGUCGAGAUCAUUCGUAUGGGCUCAGAUGAUGAAAAUUACUUCUCGCAAUUGUGUACCGAAAUUAUCACUGACAUUAGGGAUUCUGUUCUUGAUGAAAAUGAUGAGACUUUCGUUUCCGCUCAAAAUUUGUUUGGCGAUGACUCGAACAAUGAGGAUAAUGAGUCCGAGAAUGGAGAGCUUGAUGGUGCAAAUGGAGAGCUGAUACAUGAUAAAUCAAAUGAAUCUGACGAUAUUCUCAGCGAGUCAUCGAAAAGACGAAAGGUCACUCCUUUAGUACCACCUGAUCAUCUUAUGAUUCAGUGUUUGACCAUUUUGCAGCACUACCUCGAAAUUGCAGAAGAUACGCGUGCCAAUAGUCACCAACUUGAUACGUUGAUAGAUACGUUGAUUCGACCAGCACUCACAAAUAAUGAAAACAGCAUGAUUCGAAUGCUCGGAUAUCAAACUCUCGGUCUUUUCACCCUUAUCGAUGAGGGUUUAGGUGCUUCCAACUUGAAAUUUUUUGGGAUAAGCGCGUCCAAGGCGCACGAUGAAGACUUGAAGAUUCUUUGUAUGAAAACAAUCUUCGAUAUUCUUUCCACCCAUGGCGUUCGAAUAUUAGAUUCUGAAGGCGAAGAUGCGGUUGAUUCACUUUCUUUGGCUCGUUUGUUUUACAGCUUGCUCAAAUUGCAUGACAUGCCCAAAUUGCAAGCCACGGUUGCUGAAGGUCUUUGCAAGCUUUUCCUUGCUGAUUUACUAAUUGAUUUUGGGAAAGUGCAGUCAGCCGAUAAUGAUGAAGAAGAAAUCCUGCAAGAAGCUCACUUGCUAGAGCUCCUUUUAUUGUCUUUUUUUCACCCGUUGAACGCUGAGAAUCAGGAGUUGAGACAAACACUUGCAUUCUGCAUCCCAGUAUAUUGUUUUAGCCAUGAGAAACAUCAGCUCAAAAUCAGCUCGAUUACUGUGGAAUGCUUCUACCGCAUUUUUAAGACAGGAAGCGAAUUCGAGAAAUUCGGAUCCUCCCUUUCGCCGACAAACGUUCUUCAGCAACUCAUUUACUGGUGCGAUCCUGGAAAUGUUGUCAACAUUACUUCGGAUGCGUUACAAAAAAGUAUGUCUCACUUUUGGCAGGCAAUGAAAUUACUUCAGGUCAUCGAGCAAGAUACUUCCAAAAAUAUAAAGAAAGCCGUUCUACAAAAUUUACACAGGCUUUCUUUAUCCGAGCACCUCGGGGCUGAAGUCUUGCGAGGGCUACUAAAUGCGAUCGAUGACACGAAACAAUUGAUUAACGGAAACCAAGACAAAUCGGAGUUUGUUUUGGACGCAGCUUCGGAACGUGCUCUCGAGAAAUUCUAUGUCUAUGUUGAUGGUUUGCUUCAAAAGGCAGAGAAUUUGCCGCAAGAAAAUGAAAGUGCACGAUCGAGAGCACUGUCUAUCCUCGGUGAGGCAGGACCCGCGUUGGAAAACGCGGCCAACUCCCACCACGGAGUUGAUCUGCAAGCCGCCUCAACUCUUGAAACUGAUAGAACGCCUGUCAACAACGUCGCAAAUCUGGUCGAAACAGACCUAGCUGCCAUUGAUAAAAUGCUUCGAGAAGACGAUGAAAUUGAAUAUGAUUUGGAUGCGUAA
Metschnikowia bicuspidata var. bicuspidata NRRL YB-4993 is the source of this 3222-nucleotide messenger RNA. It is a transcript of the gene YCG1, whose product is annotated as condensin subunit. Gene Ontology annotation, cellular component: condensed chromosome; condensin complex. Gene Ontology annotation, biological process: mitotic chromosome condensation. The transcript has 2 exons. The record is from RefSeq and is a predicted model, not a curated record. Lineage: Eukaryota; Fungi; Ascomycota; Pichiomycetes; Serinales; Metschnikowiaceae. The coding region runs from base 1 to 3222 and encodes 1073 amino acids.